Messenger RNA from Pyricularia oryzae 70-15, 1363 nucleotides. RefSeq lists its product as uncharacterized. The record is from RefSeq and is a predicted model, not a curated record. Gene Ontology annotation, biological process: interstrand cross-link repair; recombinational repair. Gene Ontology annotation, cellular component: mitochondrial nucleoid; mitochondrial chromosome. Gene Ontology annotation, molecular function: single-stranded DNA binding. The coding region runs from base 145 to 1083 and encodes 312 amino acids. NCBI's taxonomy places the organism in Eukaryota, Fungi, Ascomycota, Sordariomycetes, Magnaporthales, Pyriculariaceae. The transcript has 2 exons.
CAUCUCGACGCGACAGGGGUACAGGCUGUUUGUUGGUUUCAACACGCGAUUCUGUAGAAACGCAAAAAUUCAUGACGCCAUCUCGCCCUCGCCACAACCACAUCACCACCAUCACCUUCACCUAAUUAGACAUACAAAAAUAAAAUGUCAUCAAUAGCAGCCCGCACUCUGCGGCCUUUACGGUCAUGCUCUGCACUCCGAGCCAGGUCCUCGGGGCCGUCCAAUGCCCGCUCCGUGAGCUACUGGAAGCCCGCCCAAAACAAAGCAGCACCAGCACCGUCCACCCCGGCAUCAACGCCGGCAGCACCCGCCGCAAAGAAGCCCUACACCAGAGCCACUCCAGCGACGGCGCGGAAAACCGCCCCCGCCCCUGCCGCGUCCGACCCGCAGCCGCCAUCGCACCCGGUCCUCGACCCGCAAGCAGCCGCGGUGCCUCCUCCUAGCAUCGCAUCCAACUUUGCCCCGGUACCCGAGGCGUCGUCGACGAUUGCAAACGCCAUUGCCUCCAGCAGCAGCAGCACCGGCCCCGACGGUGGCGAUGGCGGCGCGACCAUCAACUGGUCCGAGUCGUUCCACGGCCUGGGCCAGAGCCCCUUCAGCCCCGAGGCGGCCGCCAUCCUCAUGGCGCCCCUGGACCCCGAGGACGUCGAGGUCAAGCCCGACGGCAUCCUCUACCUGCCCGAGAUCAAGUACCGCCGCAUCCUCAACAAGGCGUUUGGGCCGGGCGCGUGGGGGCUGGCGCCGCGCGGCGACCUCGUCGUCGGGGAAAAGGUCGUCACCAGGGAGUAUGCGCUGGUCGCGCACGGAAGAUAUGUCUCGCAGGCCCGCGGCGAGUGCCAAUACUUUAGCGACGAGUCCAUCCCCACGGCGGGCGAGGGCUGCAAGUCCAACGCUCUGAUGCGGUGCUGCAAGGACCUGGGCAUCGGCUCGGAGCUGUGGGACCCCCGGUUCAUUCGCGACUUUAAGAAGAAUCACGCCAAGCAGGUCUGGGUCGAGCACAUGGUCAACAAGAGCAAGCGCCAGAUCUGGAUGCGCAAGGACGGAGAGGCCGCUUAUCCUUGGAAGCUCAAGACGACUGCUUGAAAAAAACAAACAAGCAGGCACUCUAUUCCUAUCACUUAACGCAGAGAUACCCCCCCUUACGUGAACGUGUAGAACAUGUUCGAGCAACAUGAGGAUGUUUAUUCUGCCAUGUAAAUUACACAUUUUCUUUUGUAAGAGAUAGAACUCCGUGUAACUUUAGAUAGCCAUGUACAGCGCAUUGCUAAGCAGACAGCCUACGGCAUACCCUGCUGGUUCCCAGCUGAGUGGUCCUUCCGCUCAUUUCUUAUGAUCAAUCUGGCAAAUGUGAAUAUCAAUGGGC